AUGGAGGCGGGUACCGCUGGUCUGAGAUUACAGCUAUGUUCUCUGAUUCCCGGUGAGAGGAGUGGGAUCGUGGGUGGACUUCCGGACCACAGCACCAGCACCUUGCAGCUUCCUCAGAGAUGGCCGGCCGCGGAGGACACGUCGAAUGUCGAAAGGCUCAGCCUCACCCAUUCAAGGCGUACCCGCUUGGUGAGUCGAAAUGGGCGCUCCGAUACGAGACUCUCCUCUCUGUACAAGAAAUCUGGAGGUAAGAGAGCUUUGCGGUUUUACGCUAUAUCAGCUUCUAAUUGGACCAGAGCCGUGAUAUAUAUUGUGAAGCAUUUCAUCUUAACUUAUUUCAAUUUUUGACGACUUACAGAGUCGAAACCCAGAUUAUCCUAGUUAAUAUGGUAUUUUGGUUUCGAAUUAAUUUCAUGAAAAUUUAAACCAAUCUUACCUGGAGCUUUUUCAGUUGAUGAUUUAUAUGGUUCCACAGAUCAAUUGUUUUGGUAUAUGUAAUUCUAUCUUCAGAAAAUGUAUGGUAUUAUUUUACUUUUACGACAGUUGGAAUUAGUCUGUCCAAUCGUAAUAUUUCUCUCCCUUCAUCCUUCUGUGACGUUGGCUUUGAAGCCAAUUUUCUGUCUCUCGAGUAUGCAGCUUUUGCUUUUCUAAUAGUUAUCAAAGAUUAUAGGGUGACUGAUGAUUCGAUUAAUCUGCUGCUUUGGUGUAUGGCAUUCUCUCUGUUAAUUUUUUUUUCAUUCUGUUAAUUAUAUUCAUGCUUCUGGUACCAGAUUUUCUAUAUUAAUUAAUUUAUUUGCUUGGAUUUCUCCUCUAUUCUUGCAACAGCGCUCUUUUCUCACAUUAAACAUGCAAAUUUGUCGACAAGUCUUUAAUUAUUCAGCUCGAAAACCAAGUUCCAUAAUCUUCAGUUCGUCAAAAAUACUAUCAUUCAUUUCCUCUGACUACAAAAACUUGGCAUUCUUGUGCUAGAACAUUUAACUACUUGAUUGUGCCAAUUGAAACUGCUGGGAACCGAAUGGUUUGCCUCGAUCACAUUAAAAUUACCCUUCUAAGAAGGAAAAGUGCGCACACCAUUUAUCAUUUGGAAGGCAAAUUACAACGGGCUUCACUUAGAUAAUUGCCUGUUGAUAAUAUGUUUUGGAUGUGAAAGAAGAACUGCAACUUGCAGCACAGGGGAGAUGGUAAUGAAGCCUGGUUUGAGGAUUGUGCAUUUCUUGAUGAUCAACCUGUUGAAACGAUUAUCCAUAUCAUGUUUCUUUGACCGUAUUUCAUUUUUCCCACAGUAUUUCUGGAUGAAAAUCAUUUGUCUAUGUUUGUUUCGUAUCAUAACAUCUUCUUCGCUGGGAUUUAUCUUGGCUUAAUGACACUAGUAGCUUCUUAUUCCUUGCGUAUAAUAUGGGUUUCUAAUUGUGACUGUGACCUUUUUGUUCAUUGACUUUCUGGGCUCUCGCUGACUUAUUUUCAUCCGGUGCUUCAGUAUCAGCAGUCAAUUCCGAGACCAUUCAUGCAUUGGCAGAUGAAGCUGUUCUCCUAAAGGUGCGGACGACUCCCUGUGGCAAAAAAUUCCACUUCUGUAUCUUGCUCUUUUCUUAACAACCUGAUACAGUGCUUCUAUGGUGUGCGAUGACAUGGAGAAGAGCCUAAUCUGGAAACCUGAUAUCGUAUUUCUGAUCCUCGGAAUGUUAGUUGUGAAGGCCUUGUUCUUUGACUUUAACAAAUGUCAACAUGACUGCAGAAGAAGGCAGAAGAUCUUACUCCACGCCUGAAUGAGCGGUGUAUUUAUCUCAUUGGUCCGUUUCUUCCUUUCCAUCCCUGUUUUCUGCAGCUACGAGGGACAGAUCAUGGCUCAGAUCUUAACCGCUAAACUCAUGGAAACUGCAGGGAUGAUGGGCUCCGGGAAGUCAACGGUGGGGAAGAUUUUAUCCGAAGCAUUAGGAUAUUCCUUUUUUGACAGGUUUUGAGAACGAACCGCAUGUCAUUUCUUCUGGUUUUCGCAGCUCAUUCUAGACUGAGACACCCUUUCCCCCAAUCCUGCAGUGACAAACUCGUGGAGCAGGCGGUUGGCGGAACUUCUGUGGCUCAGAUUUUCAAGCAAUACAGCGAGUCCUUCUUCAGGGAUAACGAGGUACCGGUUCUCGCUCUACUUCAGUCGCCAGGAAGAUUCUCUCUCACCCACCCAUCCGUUAUAGUUCCCCGCUAGUUACUUCCUCACGGGAUCUCUACUGCAUGGGUCAUUGGCCUCUCAAUUGUCCCAUCUUUCCAGAUUUCCUCCCUGCAAUCACCCGCCACCACAGCAGUCCGAUUCGCUAGCUCAUGAUCUUCCUAGUUCUGAGGAUUAAACGGGUAUCCUCUGUAGGAAGAACCCUGAGGGGAAACUGAUGCAGUCGAUCAAAACCAACCAUAUCUUCUGCGAUUCAUAAAGCCACCCUUAGAUCCUUGAUUUCGUGGUUAUCAUCUUUUCUUCAAGGAAACUCGUUCAACUAAUUUUCCUUCUUGCAGAGCGAGGUUCUGCACAGCCUGUCCUCGAUGCAUCGGCUGGUUGUCGCAACUGGGGGAGGCGCCGUGAUCCGCCCCCUCAACUGGUACUCAUAGCCUGGAUCUGCCAUCCUCCUCCCCCUACAUUUCAUACCGCCCUGAGUCGCUCAUGCCUUCUGCCCGAAAUAACUCCAGGAAUUACAUGAAGAAGGGGAUUACGGUGUGGUUGGAUGUUCCCUUGGAGGCUCUCGCGAGGAGGAUCGCCGCAGUGGGAACCGACUCUCGCCCGCUGUUGCAUCACGAGUCUGGUGAUCCUUACGAUAAGGUAUCCACUCGACCUCCUUCUCCUUCUUGCGCGUUGACUUCCUAUUAAAUCGUUGACUAUUUUGAUGUGACCUCACGUCAGCCCAUGGGUUAAUCCGGCUAGAUCAGUCCCAUACUGGGAAUUCAUUCAUUCUCACCGUGUAGGCUCUUGUGCGGCUGCGCAAUCUGUCUCGAGAGAGGGGAGAGGUCUACGCCAAUGCUGACGUACGAGUUUGCCUUGAGUGUAAGUUCCUGCCUCCCACUUCAUCAUUCAUGCACUUGGAAUCCUGCGAAUAUCAUUUUUCUCUUUCGCCCUUUGAUUUUGAGGCCCGAAAGACCUCCAGGUUUAUCGUACCCAUUAACACCCCUUUGUUCAUGUGAUCCACCCGCGUGUGCAGAUCUUGCGACCAAGCAGGGCCUUGGAGAUGUCUCUGCCAUCACACCCACAGCCAUCGCAACAGAGGUCUCUCUCUCUCUCUCUCUCUCUCUCUCUCUCUCUCUCUCUCUCUCUCUCUCGCUCUCGGCGUCCCUGAACCUCUGAUUUCUAUGCUGUCGUUGGCAGGCCUUAGUGGGGAUGGAGACCUUCCUGAAGAAGACGGCCUUGUUGGAAAUGCCCAGGGAUAAUCCACCCUGA
Messenger RNA from Spirodela intermedia, 3412 nucleotides. The record is from the annotation of a GenBank genome assembly. Lineage: Eukaryota; Viridiplantae; Streptophyta; Magnoliopsida; Alismatales; Araceae.